GCUCAACAUAAAGGCACCAUAAAAUAUUUGCUCUCAGAUUCCACAUAAAGCACUUUCAGAGGUCUUCUGGAGACUUGGAGCUCUUUGGAAGCCAAGCAUUCCACUAUGAAGAGCUUUCUGGCUUUCCUUGUUGCGAUGGGCAUCACAGUGACACUGGGAGAUGCAUACUGCUUUUCUAAAAUAAACAAGCCAGGGGAGACCGACAAAGGCUGUGUCCUGGAUGGAAAACUGUACCCCUACGGAGAGAUCGCAAGAACAGAAAAUUGCUUCAGAUGCAGCUGCAGCAAAGAAGAAAUAAGUUGUUGCUCCCUCUUUCACACUCCUAUUGGUUAUGACAAAGAGAGCUGUAGAGUCAUUUUCAAUAAAAAAAUCUGUGACUAUGAAGUGGUGCAGAAGAGCGACCCCACGAAGGAGUGUACUAUCUAUUCUCGUGUGGGCUAACUAAACAUCUGCUCCAAACCUUUCUGCACUGUGGAAUUCCUUCCCUUCCUACAGAUGUUUUGCCUUCACAAAGAAGCUUGGAGAUAUGGGAGAUCUUAUAAAAGAGCACUUCAGUAGCUCACUUCUAAUCUCCUAAUCAUUGUAAUUCAGUAUACAAGAUGUAUAAUCAUAUACAAUGUUUCAUUUGUCAUUAACUUGCAUUUUUAUCAUUGAGUUUUUCUAAAUAUAAUAAAUCCAGAUGAAACAUCCAGAAA
Molecule: messenger RNA, 695 nt
Organism: Strigops habroptila (Kakapo)
Lineage: Eukaryota; Metazoa; Chordata; Aves; Psittaciformes; Psittacidae
Product: beta-microseminoprotein-like
Exons: 4
Coding region: 106-441 (111 amino acids)
Source: RefSeq, a predicted model, not a curated record